Peronospora matthiolae is the source of this 246-nucleotide messenger RNA. The record is from the annotation of a GenBank genome assembly. NCBI's taxonomy places the organism in Eukaryota, Oomycota, Peronosporomycetes, Peronosporales, Peronosporaceae.
AUGUACGCCUCACAGCUCCGAACGAAAGACGAGAUCCUAGCGAUCCGCGCUGCUGAGCGCAAGUACGCAAAGCGCGUGCAGCUUGCGCAAGCGAUGCUCAUAGUCGUCCGCGAAGAGCUGGCCACGUGUUACCGUGAGAACGGUGUGAACCACAAGAUGGCGUGCAAGGGCCUUCGUGAAGAGUACGCCAAGCUCGUUAAGGAUCCCACGCACGGCGCUGGCUACCCGACACGACCCCAGUUUUAG